Molecule: messenger RNA, 664 nt
Organism: Mytilus trossulus (common blue mussel)
Lineage: Eukaryota; Metazoa; Mollusca; Bivalvia; Mytilida; Mytilidae
Exons: 3
Coding region: 49-513 (154 amino acids)
Source: RefSeq, a predicted model, not a curated record
CACACCGAUUCUGGUCAUAAAGACACAGUUCAUUUACUUAAUGCACGCAUGAUCUCAUUUGCCGAGAUCGCAUGCCCGCUACCAGAUAAUUUAAGAAACAGAAAACGUCGAUCUACUGAUCCUUUGUCACCAAAAGCAUUUCUGAUAUCAAUUACAACCACUGGAAAGUCAUUCAGUAAUCAGAUGCCAGUAAUCAUAUACGAUUCAGCGUGUUCAAAUUGUGAGAUAACUGGAACCAGUAUGAAAUGUAACCCCAAGAACAAUAUUUGCAUUGUUGAAGAUAAAUGUUAUUCCCUGUCAAGUACAAUGUGUGGAAAUACUGUUGCAAAAGACAAAUCAAAGAGUAUGUUAUGGAUAAUUGGAGCAGCCCUUGGUGGUUUAGCCAUAACAUCCAUAGUUAUUGUAAUUUUGGCAAAGUUAACGCGGAGAAAAGGACCAAAAAGACUGAGUACACCGGAUUUGUCACAAAGUGCUAUUUACCAGGCUCCAAAAUCUAAAGAAUAUUCUUAUUAAUCUUCAAUAAGCGUGUACAUUCUUGACUUUAAUACAAAUAAAUUUAUCAAGGGAGCCAUUUUAGGCGAAUGUUGUGAUAUCGUUUUCAUCGUACUAGUGAAUUAUAGUUAUGUAUGAUUAUCUAUUUAAUUAGUAAACUGCUGAGUUUUUG